CCUUCAUAAAUACAAAAGUGAAGCAAUUAACAUUUAAAAACCAGUUCUUGAUUUUUGAGCUGUGGUGUACUCGCCUACGAGCAGAUAAGUAUUCUUGGUCAUAGAAAGUCCUUGCUUGGAUUUGAAUAUUGGUAACCAAUAUAGACAUAAAGUAAUUGUAUCUUUAAGAAAACAGUGUUAACUCUUACAGGUCUUCAGAGUCAGGAUUAGGAAUAGGUUAAUGUGGGUGUGUACGAACACCCCCAGCCCUCCCUCCUCUGAGUCCCCUUUUACUCUCACACCACUGCUGCACUCAACACUUCUGACACGUCGGAUCACCAGCCGUGUGGGGUUUUCCCCACACCAAGCAGUUCUCCAGCACGCCUGCUGGUCUGACUCAGCUCUGGAACUGUACCUGGAGAGAGCACCGGGGCCCACGGCUUAGGCGCUCAGCCCCCCAAGACUGCUUCCUUCCCCUCAGACGCCAGUUGCACGUCCAGGUUGUCACCUGUGCUUCUGACCAACUGGCUGUAUAGGUCAGGUUCCAUGACCUCCUCUUUGGGUUCCGUUUAUUUGCUAGGGUGACUCACAGCACUCAGGAACAUGUUUACCGGUUUACCAAAGGAUGUGGUAAAGGACACAGAUGAACAGCCAGGUGAAGAGACACACAGGGUGCGGUCUGGGGGUCCCAAGCGCAGGGGCUUCUGUGCCUGUGAACUUGGGGGCCACCCUCCGUGUCUGGGUGUGCUCACCCGCCGGGAAGCCUGGAACCCCAUGCCACUGGGAUGUUACGGAGGCUCCAUCCCGUAGGCCUGAGCCGUCGUUAACUCUGUUUUCAGCCCUUUUCGCUGAAGAGAAGUGGGGGCGGGGCUGCAAAUUCCAAGCUUGACUCCUGGCUUGGUCUUUCCAGUGACGGCCCCGCCCAGGAGCCCGCCCAGAGCCUCCUCACUAGGACCGAGGGUGCUCCCGCCACCCAGGACGUUCCACGGGUUCACUCAGGAGCCUGUGUCAGGACCUGAGGGCAGAGGCCAGUAUGUGUUUUCUUUUCGCGUUGUAGGUGAACGAGCAUUUGUGCAGUGUCCUUACACUUGCAGAAUCUCAGACCCGUGUGUUGACUUUCUGUGGGUUCAGCUGCAAGUCGACCUUGAACCAAAGGGAACUGCAUUUCUGGGGUCAUUCUCACCCGCAGCCCUGAGCCUCCCUGCUUGCUCCUUACAGGGUGUCUGCAGGCGAUAAAGGUUCACAGAUGAGCCUUUUCCCAGUGCUGCGACCUGCUUCAGUGUUAGUCGUGCAGUGACGAAAGGAGGAGAAAAUGACUCCAGUGGAAACUUUUGAAGCUUCCUGCGUCCAGUACCGGCUAGUGGUCCGCGAUGCCAGCACCCUCCAGAUCCUCCAGCUGUACACGUGCCUGGACCAGAUCCAGCACGUCGAGUGGUCGGCGGACUCGCUCUUCAUCCUGUGUGCCCUGUACAAGCGGGGGCUGGUGCAGGUGUGGUCUUUGGAACAGCCGGAGUGGCACUGCAAGAUAGACGAGGGUUCGGCGGGGCUGGUGGCUUCCUGCUGGAGCCCCGACGGGCGCCACAUCCUCAACACGACGGAAUUCCAUCUGCGGAUAACUGUCUGGUCCUUGUGCACCAAGUCCGUGUCCUACAUCAAAUAUCCUAAGGCGUGUCAGCAGGGAAUAACCUUCACCAGGGACGGCCGCUACCUGGCGCUGGCGGAGAGACGGGACUGCAGAGACUACGUGAGCAUCUUUGUCUGCAGCGACUGGCAGCUCCUGCGGCACUUUGACACGGACACGCAGGACCUGGCAGGCAUCGAGUGGGCCCCCAACGGCUGCGUGCUGGCCGCCUGGGACUCCUGCCUGGAGUACAAGAUCCUGCUCUACUCCCUAGAUGGCCGGCUGCUGUCCUCGUUCUGUGCUUACGAGUGGUCCCUGGGCAUCAAGUCUGUGGCCUGGAGCCCCAGCAGUCAGUUCCUGGCGGUCGGGAGCUACGACGGAAAGGUGCGGAUUCUUAACCACGUGACUUGGAAAAUGAUCACGGAGUUUGGGCAUCCUGCAACCAUUAAUAAUGCCAAAAUAGUGGUGUACAAGGAGGCUGAGAAGAUCCCGCCGCCGGCGCUGGGCCGCCUGGCCUUCCCUCCGCCCAGGGCAGUGGCCGGGCCCCUGGGCUCCCCGGAGAGCAGAUACGAGAUCGCCUCGGUGCCAGUCUCCUUGCAGACUCUGAAGCCCGCGGCUGACAGAGCCAACCCCAGGGUGGGCGUCGGGGCGCUGGCCUUCAGCGCCGACAACUCCUUCCUGGCAACGAGGAACGACAACGUCCCCAACGCCGUCUGGGUCUGGGACAUCCAGAAGCUGAGGCUGCGGGCGGUGCUGGAGCAGCUGUCCGCCGUGCGCGCCUUCCAGUGGGACCCGCAGCAGCCCCGGCUGGCCGUCUGCACGGGGGGCAGCACGGUGUACCUGUGGUCGCCGGCAGGCAGCCUGUCGGUGCAGGUGCCCGGGGAAGGUGACUUCCAGGUGCUCUCCCUGUGCUGGCAUCUGAGCGGGGACUCCCUGGCCCUCCUCAGCAAGGACCACUUCUGCCUGUGCUUCCUGGAGACGGAGGAGGGGGUCAGCACAGCCUUCGGGCAGCGGGGCGACCACACAUAGGGCCUGUGCGUGAUCAGGUCCACGUGGCUCGAGGUGGGGGACCUCGGCUUGCAUCGGCCGCGGGAAAAGAGUAGAGCUUCUCGGGUCAAGGUCUCCCACUGGGGCGGCCCAGAGGAAGUGAUUUGCUUUUAUUUUUCUAUAGCAAGGCAUUUUUGUAAAUAUGUAUGAUAUAAAGCUGUAAUUUUUGUUAUUUAAAGUAAAUAUUUAAUUCAUAAAUGGCUAAUGCUUACUCUCUUGAAGGUGUAGGUCACAGGGAGGUUUCCUAGGUCAGU
Hippopotamus amphibius kiboko is the source of this 2901-nucleotide messenger RNA. RefSeq names its product WD repeat containing, antisense to TP73 (gene WRAP73). The transcript has 12 exons. Gene Ontology annotation, biological process: microtubule anchoring at mitotic spindle pole body; protein localization to mitotic spindle pole body; mitotic sister chromatid segregation. Gene Ontology annotation, molecular function: protein binding. The record is from RefSeq and is a predicted model, not a curated record. Bases 1292 to 2629 code for a protein of 445 amino acids. Gene Ontology annotation, cellular component: microtubule organizing center; MWP complex; mitotic spindle. Lineage: Eukaryota; Metazoa; Chordata; Mammalia; Artiodactyla; Hippopotamidae.